Messenger RNA from Anopheles funestus (African malaria mosquito), 3500 nucleotides. RefSeq names its product protein artichoke-like. The record is from RefSeq and is a predicted model, not a curated record. The coding region runs from base 682 to 3417 and encodes 911 amino acids. Gene Ontology annotation, cellular component: extracellular matrix. Lineage: Eukaryota; Metazoa; Arthropoda; Insecta; Diptera; Culicidae. Gene Ontology annotation, molecular function: protein binding. The transcript has 3 exons.
GCCGUUCUCCUGACUAGGGCAUUAUAUGUAUAUGCGUCUCUUACUAUCGAUACUAUCGAUCACUAAUACUAGAUCAUCCCGAAUGUUGUUAGAAGGUGGAAGAGAUUGUUACCUCCUUCCGUGGAUGUUCUCUUGGUGUCAUAAAGAAUCAUUUUUCGAGAUUUUACCGGACCAUCAUGGGGACAUUUACGAAAGGAAAGAGAUGGACAAUACUUUACUUUUCAUCUCAUUUACCCACACUGUCGAGCAUGUGUUCCAUAGCUGACGAUUUAUAUAUAGCAUAGCUUACGUAACACAAACUUAAACAACCCCUCCCAUCUAUAUUACAGAUCGUUUAAGGCUCUGUAAAAAAUAGCAAAAUAAAACUAAGAAUAAAGUUUUAAUUUCCCUUUUUAAAUUCGAAAUUAUAGUACUGCUGUUACUUUGUAAUAAACCCAAUGAAACGUACACGCAAAUAACGCACGAUUGUUUAUAACGAUUUUAAAACAUUGCUCGAUUAAAUACAUAAAUACACUCACACACUAUGUGCUUCGGAAGGUGAUAAGAAUGUUGUACGGUGAUACGAACAUGAACGAUUGUGCGCGUGUGAUCUUCAGCUAGGCGGAUCAUCAAUUCGUUCACGCAACUGGCGUAAAAAAUGUCAAACACAAAAAUGACAAGUGCAGCUCGCAACCAGCCAAGAUGAGCUCAUACUGGUGGUACAUUUACCUUAUAGCGCUAAGUCUGCUGGCCUGGUUGGUGGACAGUCGGCGGGAGGCCAAGUUUAACUGCACGCUCACCGCCAACUACUACGACUGUCUGUUCCGGGACGUGAUCAUACGUAGCGAAACCGAUGCGGACAGCAUCUUUUUCGGGGUGCAAAACUUUAACGACACCAGCAUCGCGUUCCGCGACUCAUCGAUGGUGGUGCUGCCGAAGAAAAUUUUCGAAACAUUUCCAGCCAUACAGUAUCUGUUGAGUGAUGCCUGCCACAUCCAGAAGCUGCUCGGUGGUACGUUUGCGAAUGCGCAACGUCUGCAGGAACUGCAUUUGUUCGAUAAUCGGCUCACCAGGCUGAACAACUUCGUGUUUAACGGUGCACUGCAGUUGCAGAUACUGUCGCUGUACAACAACACGAUAAAGCAGCUGGAGGAGCACGCGUUCGAUGGGCUGGGCCAUCUGCGGAUGCUCUACAUGGACGAGAACCAGCUCGAGAAGCUGCCGGAAGGUAUAUUUUCCGGGCUGGAAGAGCUGGAGAUACUCGAGCUACAGCACAACCGUAUCAAGGAGAUCAAUGACGAUCAGUUCCUGCUGUGUCCGAUGUUGCGCGAGCUUAACCUUAGCGCGAAUAUGAUCAACACGUUCAACAUGUCCCAGCUGCAAACGCUCAACAAGCUCGAAACGCUCGACAUUGCCCGUAACUAUCUGGACGAGGUGUUCGUCACGAAGUAUCUGCGCACGCUGAACGCACAGGAGAAUCAGAUCAGCCGCAUCCUGAUGGAUCAGGGUGAUUUUUUCCAACUAACACAUCUGAACCUGUCCCGCAACAAUAUAGCCAAUAUCAAUAACAUUUUCAAGUUUCGCAAUCUGAUCGAGCUGGACGUAUCGUACAACGAGCUGGUAAUGCUCGAUUUCGUCAUCUUCGCGUUCAUGAAGAAUCUGAAAGAUAUCAAGCUAAACAACAACCGGCUGUGGAUACUGGAUAAUGGGAUACCAUCGCCUGCCAAGUCACUGCGCAGUUUAAAUCUGGCGCACAACAAAUUUCUCUACCUCGAUCUUGCCGUACUGGACACAUUCCCUGCCCUCGAGUACAUCUAUCUGCACGGGAACGAUCUGAUCGAUAUGCAGAUUGGAGAUAUUGAUCAAAAUUUCCCAUAUCUGACACUGAUUUCCUGUGACAACAAUGACUGGGACUGUAUUAAUCUGAUGCACAUCGUAACGCUGCUGGAACGGGCGUACGUGAAAUGGUCGAACCGGAACAGGAACUGUACCCAGCCGGAACAGCAUCGGCACAUCUGCUGCACCUCCGCUGAACAUCAUCUGCGCGAGAAGAUUGUACGGUUGACACGCGAGAUAUACCGAUCGCGCAAAAUGAUCAAGCAGCUGAUCAUGGAGAAUGCGGAACUGCGCAGCGAGGUCGAGAUGCAGUAUCUGCCUAGUGAUGGUACAUUACGAUACCCAUGGUCGAUUGGAGUGGACGCGCGUGUAAAGAUGCAACCGAUCGGUGGCCGUAAGUUGCUCGAUUUGCGACAUUGGGUACCACUGGUGGUGCUAGUGUUCGGUACCAAGCUAGCCCUGGAAGCGACCGGUGAGAUUGUGAUUUGUAACUACGAAAAGUUCCACCUGUUCGACAACAUGUACCGACCGCGGACGGACAACUUCUGUGUGUUUAAUGACGUGUAUCUUGGGAGUGAUGUGAAGGGAGCGGACUUUCUGGCGAGCAGCCUCGAUUACAAGCGUGUCGCGUUUGCGAACUCCAAGUUCCCGCAGGUGCCACCGUCGCUGUUUAAAAACUUCGAUGACAUCCGGGAGCUGUACGUGCGCCGGUGCUCGGUUGAGUUGCUGAAGAUAACGCGUCUGCUCGAGAAGGUGUAUGCGGGCGGUAAUCGUAUCGCCAGUGUCCAGCUGGAUGGUAACGCAUCGAACAGUUUGCGUGAGCUGUACCUCGAUGGCAAUAGACUGCAGGGGUUAGCUAACCUUACGAACCUCCCCGCCCUGGAGGUGCUAGUGCUGGAAAACAAUCCGCUGCUGGGCAAUGUGGAUUUCGCACAGUUCGGACGUAUGGAGCGACUGUGGAAGCUCGAUCUGGAGCGGAUCGGUAUGAGCCGCAUCAGCAAUGGAUUGAAGCGACCACUGACCGAGCUGCGACGACUCGAUCUCUCCAACAAUGCGCUGACGUACGUGCAUGUGCGCAUGUUCCGUACCUUUCCGAAGCUUGAACAUCUCUGGCUGCACGAUAACAGGCUGUACUUUAUGGAGGCGGAUCAGAUCCGUACGCUCAUGCCCACCAUCCGGAGCAUCGUGAUCGAUGACAAUCUGUGGGGCUGUGGCCAUCUGGCAGUGCUGGGGAAACAGUUGCGCGACCAUGGUAUCAUCAUCCGCCAUAGCAACUGUCGCACCGAUCGUGCCAUCCAUCGGGUAUGCUGUUCGGACGAAACGGAUAUUGUCGAUACGCGCUAUCUGAUCGAAAUGGGCAUCCGGCAGGAAACACGUGUUCAGCAGGAUGUACGAGAGUUACGGGCAGAAAACGAUUUCCUUCGACGGGAUUUGGAGCGUUUGAAAGGGCAGCUCGGUGAGCUGAUGACGAAUCUUACACGACCGAUCCAACCAACGGCACAUGCGGAAGUGCAAAGGAAUCCUGCCGAAUCUGACGAACAGCCGGAAAGUAAUGCAACUUCAUCCUUCGAGGAGUACGAAGAUGAUGGGAAUGAAAAGUGAAGCAAAUAAUGUACAAAAGGUAGCGUUAAGAAACGAUGUGUACGAUUAUUUAUUUCUUAUUGUUAAGCGCAAACGCGAUAUAG